AUGUCGUCUGCUUCUUUCUUCUCGUCGCCUUCCAAUCUUUUAUGUCAUUGUGGUAAGAGAGCUCAACUACGCACAUCAAGGACUCCAUCAAAUCCUGGUAAGAAGUUUCACGGUUGCAAGAAUUGGAAGGAUGGGGGUUGUACGUUCUUCAAAUGGGAGGAUGAUCCAGAGAGCUCGAACAAUCAGAUUCUGGCCAAUGAAAUAAUUGAGGUCGGGAACAAGAUGUUAUUGCUUGAAGCGGAGAACAAAAAAUUGAAGGAGAGUGUUGAACUCCAGUUGCAUGUGCAGGACAUCUAUGAUGAAGAAUUGUCCAAAAUUCGACAAAAAAUCUGGAAGCUCCAAGUGUUUGUUGCUGUAACAUGGUUGCUCUUCAUUAUUUUUUGUACUUGUUGUCUUUUUCUUUGA
Striga hermonthica is the source of this 405-nucleotide messenger RNA. The record is from the annotation of a GenBank genome assembly. Lineage: Eukaryota; Viridiplantae; Streptophyta; Magnoliopsida; Lamiales; Orobanchaceae.